CAUAGUUGCAAUCCCUCUUCUUUCUGAAAAAUCGCUGGCUCUCAUAAAAAUUUUCACAAAAGUGGAUUUUCAACAGCAAAGAUAUUUUAAAAUGGAUGAUGAAAAUGUCCAGGAAAAAGAACGAUUUGCAAGUCGAGAAAAUCAUUGCGAAAUUGAGCGGAGACGUCGUAACAAAAUGACGGCCUACAUUACCGAAUUAAGUGACAUGGUACCAACAUGCAGUGCAUUGGCAAGAAAACCUGAUAAAUUAACCAUUUUGAGAAUGGCCGUUGCUCAUAUGAAAGCAUUGAGAGGAACGGGGAACACAAACACCGAUGGAAGUUAUAAACCAUCAUUCUUAACUGAUCAAGAACUUAAACAUCUCAUAUUAGAAGCAGCUGACGGUUUUCUGUUCGUCGUUUCAUGUGAUACUGGAAGAAUUAUUUAUGUAUCAGAUUCAGUGACUCCCGUUUUGAAUCAUUCACAAAACGAUUGGUAUGGAUCGUCUCUCUUCGAAAUGGUUCAUCCGGAAGAUAUUGAGAAAGUUCGUGAACAACUUUCAACACAAGAACCACAAAAUUCCGGUCGAAUUCUCGAUCUCAAGACUGGAACUGUCAAGAAAGAAGGUCAUCAAUCAUCGAUGAGACUUUGCAUGGGUUCACGUCGUGGAUUCAUUUGUCGAAUGAAGAUUGGUAAUGUUAAUCCUGAAAAUAUGGCCGUUGGACAUUUAAAUCGAUUAAAGCAACGAAAUUCUUUGGGACCGUCGCGUGAUGGACAAAAUUUCGCAGUUGUUCAUUGCACUGGUUACAUUAAAAAUUGGCCACCAACUGAUAUUUUUCCAGGAGUUCAACUUGAUCGUCAAAACGAAGACGAUAUGCAUUCAUCGCAUUGUUGUUUGGUUGCCAUUGGAAGACUUCAAGUGACAUCAACAGCCAAUUCUGCUGAUCUCAACGGGGCCAAUAAUCAAUCAGAAUUCAUUUCUCGACAUUCAAUGGACGGAAAAUUCUCAUUUGUUGAUCAGCGUGUGAUGAAUGUUCUCGGCUAUGUUCCCACAGAAUUAUUGGGUAAAAGUUGCUAUGACUUCUUUCAUCGUGAAGAUCAGAAUCAUAUGAAAGAGAAUUUUGAUCAAGUCUUAAAGCAAAAAGGUCAAAUGUUCUCGGUCAUGUAUCGUUUUCGUGCGAAAAAUGGCGAAUGGAUUUGGCUUCGAACGCAAGCUUAUGCAUUUUUGAAUCCUUACAACGAUGAAGUUGAGUACAUUGUCUGCACAAAUAGUUCAGCAAAAACUCUUCAUAAUGUCGCACCUGAUAAUGGUCAACUUGAACCAGAUCAAUCUGUUUACCAUCAACCAGCACCAGGACUUGAUUACACGAUGCAAAAUCGACGUGAAACUCAACCGUAUAAUCCACACGGUUUAAUGUCACAUAUCACAGUUCCACCUCAACAAACACCACAGCCUCAAGCUCCAAACAGCAUUCAACAACGACCAAACAGCACACAGAAUCCCGUGCCAUAUAAUUAUGAGCCGACGCCAUCUCCAAUUCAAUAUGGUUCACCAGGAACACCUGGUUCAAUGGCACGAACAUCAGCAGGACUACCGAAAGGAAAUCAGAAUGCAUCUCCAACAUCGACCGGCUCUCAAGCAUGGACAAUGCGUCAACAAACACAACCAGAAAGCUAUCAAUACAGUCAAUUAAGUCCAUCGCGGUCACCAAGUGGACCAACAUACACACAACUCAGCAGUGGAAUUAACACACGUCCCUACCAUACAGCGACAACUGCACAACAACAAGCACCGCAGCCAGGUUAUUAUGGAUGGCCACAUGCAACAGACGGUUCUGGUCCAAGUGCAGCACAUAACACAACAGUGCCUGCUGGUCAGCAUCCACAACAAGGACAAGAACUCUCUGACAUGCUUCAAAUGCUCGAUCAACAAGGCGGCCCAACAACAUUCGAAGAUCUCAAUAUUCACAUGUUCUCUGGGCAAUUUGAGUAAAGGUGAAGAAAGGAAAACGAUGCUGAAAGCAAUUAAAAUUUAAAGAUCUGAUAAAUUUUUCGAUAUUUUUGGCAUUAAGCACAAACAAAAGAAGUAAGAAAAGACAAAAAGAAUUUUCUUAAAACGCAAUUUCAUAUUUUAAAAAUUUUUUACUUUAAAAAUGACAAACAUGGCAACUUAAAAUAAAAUUAUUGAAGACAUUUUCUUAUACGAUAUCUUAAAAUUUUAAGAGUUGAGUAAAGAUUAAUUAAUUAAUAUUGAAUUACUUAGAUUAUUUAAGAUGGUGACAUUUGAUUAACAAUGACAUUCUGUAAAAAUUCCAUUUCAAAAACAAACCGUGUGGCAUAGUUAAUUAAGUUAAUUCAUUGCCAAAACUUAAUAACAUUUUCAUGCUUCUUUCACUUUCAUUUCACUUAGAAAUUUGUUAAUUUUGAUCUUCAAAAGUAUUAUCGAGUUCUUCGAAUUUAGAAAAAGGAAAAAUCAUUUUUAAAAUAUUUUCUAUCUCUCUUUCUCUCCCUCAUAAAUUUAUAUUAAUGCAUUAAGAAUAUCAUAAUUAUGAAACUAGCUGAAAAUCUUUUGCAAUAGGCUUCAAUGAAACGUGAAUAAAGAAAUCAAAUUUAUAAUUU
Molecule: messenger RNA, 2598 nt
Organism: Clunio marinus
Lineage: Eukaryota; Metazoa; Arthropoda; Insecta; Diptera; Chironomidae
Source: the annotation of a GenBank genome assembly